GCAGAUAUGCCCUUCUUCGUCGCACUUUAAGACGCAUCGGACUCCAGUUUUCCACCCUGUUUCGUCAUUUGCGUGCCUCCGUUGCUUCACAUCAUAACUCGCCAGCAUCUACCUCAGCAUCAUCGGCCUCUUCGAAUCAAAAGCUGCUCCCUCUCUCGAUGCGCUUAGAUACUCUGCGAGCCCUCAAACGAAGAACCAUACACGAGAAUACUGCAUCUCAAGUUCUUCGACGUUAUACUGCUUGGAACUCUUCUUCUAGCGUGGGUAAUCUGGCCACCAACGGGCUUCCACAUCACUGGUGGUGUAGAGGCGCGUCUACCAAGAUGACUUGAACACCCUCAUUACAUGGACGACCUCUCUCCGCCUCGAUAUCGACCCAGUCCUUCCCAGGCGCAUCAGACAGCUUUGUCCAACAUGUCAUCCAAUAACCCACAUACUUCCGCAUCCCCAUCUCUUAUGGUGUCCUCGGCCGGCCGAAGGAGCCGUCGUGCUUCAGUUAACUCGAUCUCUGCCGCAUCACACAUAGAUAGGGAACAGCUCGCCCAGACCUUGGACAAGAUUCAUUCCUCAGCUGCUCAGACCGACUCUUUGACAACGUUUAAGGACCUGUCACCGCCCCCGCCGAGCUCUCUCCCCGCUAGUGAGAGUAAAGGCCUAGCUGGCGACCUUGUUCAGGGUGGCUUCAGCGGCCUGUAUAACCGGAUUCGAGAGGCAGUGGGUGUCGCCGCACCCUCAAAGGCCCAGGAGACGCAACAGAAUAACGAUGAACAUGGACGCACAAAUGUACAAGGGGCCUCCAAACCGUCCACGGCGGCGUCGUUGUCGCGUGGCGAGGCGGGGGAUUCUGCCACUGUCGUCUCGGACGGCCAUAGUCCGACUCAUCCGCCGCAGUCUUCCAGGGCGUCAACAUCUACGGUGUCUGCUUUAACCGCCUCCCGAGCGGCAGGGUCAAACCGCCAAAGCCUGCAACCGAUGGUACCAAAAGCCGCACCGACAGUGGCCGUCACCUCCGACCUGGCACCUCCAGCGAUGCAUCGAAACUCCAACCAAAGCCUCCCGCGCUCCGAAGAUUCGUCAAGCCGCCGAUCAUCCGUCAGGGAAAGCGUCGGAGCCAACGACCCCCGUUCUGCCGUGGCCGUAUCGGGAGAUGCGAACAUUCACGAAACGCGAGAUUCCGACCUUGCUUCGGAUCGGAGACUGAGCGCUUCCCGGUCACGACGAGGUGAUGGCGCGAGCCUCCAUGGUAGCACCGAUGUGCCUCUCAGUCCGGCGAAGGAUGGCACACCUUCCCUACCCCAUCUACAGACCGACCUGGCGCAAAGACACGCGCGCACGCCUUCGGUUGUCUCCGGCAGUUCCUCCCUCUUCGCCGCUCGGCACCCCCCUGCAAUCGAUCGUCUGAGCAGAUCACGGUCCCCGGCCUAUCCUCACUCCAGGAAUUCUUCUACCGAUCGCCACACGGUCGAAAUGAGCCCUAUCAACGCCUCGUCUCAAACCCCCAUAUAUCACGAUUCGUAUUUCUACGAUGCUCAGUUUCACCAGAUGAGAUCUGGCGUCAUGUCCAUCCCCGACACGAUCCAAGACGGAAUGACGCCCGAAGAGCCGAAUCGCAAUUUGGAGGAUCUGCGGAAGAAAAUCCUGAGCAAGGAGUUCUGGAUGGCCGAUGAAACCUGCAAGGAAUGCUUCUCUUGCGGCCAGCCAUUCUCGACUUUCAGGAGAAAGCACCACUGUCGCGUGUGCGGCUUCAUCUUCGAUUCGAAAUGCACCUCCAUCAUCCCCGCCCAAAUGUUCGGCAUGUCGGGCACCCUGAGGCUCUGUAAGCCCUGCCUGAAAGUCAUCAACCAGCGGGCCGAGGGGAUCGCCUCAGACGAUUCUGAGGAUGACUCUUUCUUGCCUGCCAUAUUCAGACCCAACCAGUCCAAAGCGCCCCCCAAGGUCACCGAGACGAAUGCGAAAGGCGAGGAGAUUAGCUACGUAGGGCGCAUAGAGGAUCUGGAUGGUGCAAGGUCCGUCUCGACCCCAAUGAUGGCUAUUCCGGCGACUCGGCGGAUCGACGAUUCCAACAGAAGGUCGGCUAUUCUGGAGAUCGACGCCCCGGAACUUAGCCGGCCGAGCUCGUCCCGUUCUCUCAAGUCCAUGACCACGGGACGGCCCCAUUCCGCUGGCCCCGGUCACAGGAGGCAUCACUCGAAACACAACUUUUGGUCCAAGUUCAAACCGAACCCCGACGACAGUGCGCCCUUCCGGAAAGACAUAAACGAAGAGAUGGCCCUCAAGCCGCGAUACACUGCCUUUCACGACGACAAUAUUAUUGACCCGGACUUGGCCGCGUACAUGUCUGACGAAUCCAGCGGUGAUGAGCAGAUGAGCAUCUCCGCCACCAUGGCAACGAGUGACUUGCAACCGUCGAGCUUCGAUCGCGACAAGAGCAAUUUCGGUCCCUUCGCUGGUGCCGCUAGGAAGCUUCGUCUGCGCGGUAUGGACGAAGCCCUGCCGGGUAGCCCCCUCGUUCAUGCCCGGCCUGGGCGAAGACGAAAUCUGAGCAACGUUGGUGGGAAUAAUAUCCAUCACAUGCGCUCCCCCAGGCCCCGCUCUGGCGUGUUCAAGGGGUUCUCUGUGUCCAGCGACGGCAUCUUUCAGCCGGAUGGCGGUACGGCGGUCGAGGCCACCAAGCUGACGCGAAGCGACUCGAUGCUGGAGAAUAAGGAGCCGCAAAUCGAGCUCAACUUGUCCAGCAUGCUGCAUGUGAAGAAGCUGCUUCACCAACUCCUGGAAGACUCCAGGAUACCGAAUGCGCACGCGUGGGAAAAGGCCCUCGCCCCCAUACUGCUCCGGUGCACCGACGAUGUCGUGCCCGACAUCCGUGCCGGGGACGACAUGGACAUCCGACACUACGUUAAGCUGAAGAAAAUCCCCGGGGGCAAGCCGGGAGACACCUGCUACGUGUCGGGCGUCAUAUUCACCAAGAACCUGGCCCUCAAGAGCAUGCCCCGCCGAAUCCUCGACCCUCGCAUCGUGCUGGUAUCUUUUCCCAUCGAGUACCAGCGCCACCAGCAGCAGUUUAUGAGCUUGCAGCCCGUCAUCGACCAAGAGAAGGAGUUCUUACGGGUCGUCGUGAAUCGGAUCAUCAACCUGCGCCCGCAAGUCCUGCUCUGCGAGAAGAGCGUCUCCGGCGUUGCCUUGCAGUAUCUCUCCGAGGCCAACAUAGCCGUGGCGUACAAUGUGAAGCCGUCGGUCCUAUCGGCCGUGUCGAGAUGCGCCGAGGCAGAUAUCAUUUCUUCGCUCGACCGUCUGGCCCUGCAAACCCAGGUCGGCAGGGCGGCAGGGUUCGAGGUCAAGACCUUCGUCAACAAGAACUAUCCGGGCAAGAAGAAGACGUACAUUUUCCUCUCGGGAUGUGCGGAACAGCUCGGAUGCACCAUCGCCCUGCGCGGCGGCUCGACCGAGAUUCUGGCCCGGAUGAAGAGGAUAACCGAGUUCAUGGUGUAUGUUGUGUAUAAUCUCAAGUUGGAGACUUGCUUGAUGCGGGACGAGUUCAUCCGACUGCCCUCGGAGGAGGAGCUUGCAUCUUUGCAAUCGUCAGGGCCUCUACAGACCGAGGCCAGCCUGAGGUCCGUCGCCGCAGUUUCCGCCGCCGAACCCAGCCAGACGGGGGCGUCCGUCUCGCAACCCUCGCCUUCGGAACCCGAGCCUCCCUCGCAGACUAGUCUCGAUGUCUCGCAGAGCGGGACCACUGGCGGCCAUUCACCCGAGCAGCCGGAAGAUCAGCCCCCCGUCGAGUCUUCUUCGACAGUAUCCUCCCUCCACGGGCCCCACGCCGCCGGUGCUUCGGUCGAGACACCCGUUCCGGAGGACGUACCGAUGCCGACUUACUACAGCGACAUGGUGGCGAGAUAUGAGACCAAGAUCUUGUCCGCCUCUCCAUUUGUCAAGUUUGCGCCGCCGUAUCUCCUGAUGAAGGCGCGAGAGCAAGAGCGGAAGUUGGUGUAUCUCAAGCGCCUGCGAGACCAGGACGUCUUUGAGGAGCAGGCGGACCCGGAGAAGAGACCGCAACGGUUCCAGGUCAUCAAGCCCGAGAUGGUCCAUGCCAUCGGACAAAGGGCACCCCGGCAGAUUAUGGAAGUUCUCCACGCCGUCCACGACGCGGAGUACGACAAGGCGUUGCAUACCUAUCAGACCCAGACGAGACAGUGGGAGAACUACAUCCAGGGCAACAUCGACCUGUUCGAUCCGUACUCGCAUCAGAACAUCGUCGUCCUCUACUCGGUCAUCUGCACGGAAACCAAGAUCCCCUGCGCCGAACCUGGUCUCAUCGCCAUCUCAUUCUACGACGAACACGUCGAUGCCCAUGGCAGCAUGGACCCGGAUUGCACUCUGGGUCAGUACAUCGAGGACCUGUGUCUGGGCAAAGAUUCGAUCUGCAUGGCCAACGGCUGUGAUCGGACCAUGACGGAACAUCACCGGACAUAUGUGCACGACCGAGCUCGCAUCACCGUCUUCGCGGAGCCUGCCGCCACAGCUCCCAAGCACAUCACGGAGGACAUAACCAUGUGGAGCUACUGCAAGGUGUGCAAGAAGGAUUCCCCCACCAUGCCCAUGUCGGACAGCACUUGGAAGUACUCGUUCGGCAAAUACUUGGAGCUGCUCUUUUGGUGCAAGGGGCUCAGGCUGCACGAGAGUACGGGUUGCCCGCACGAUCAUCGGGAGCAGAUCAGACUCUUCCAGUUCCGCGACACGUGGAUUCGAAUUCACUACGACCCUAUCGACCUCCUCGAGAUCAUCGUUCCUCGUGCGAGGAUCACGUGGAAGGUGGACUAUGACCUCAGAUUGAAGAAUGAGAUGUUUACCAAGAUCGAGACGCGUUGGGUCCGGUUCAUGAGCUCUGUGAAAGUGAGGCUAAAGAGCAUCCGUAUCGACAGCGUCCUGCCGGAGAAGACGGAUGCUUGCAUGGCCGAAGUCGAGAGGCUCCUGAAGAAAGCCCAGGAAGACCAGGUGUCGUUGAUCCGCCAGCUGCAGGACACGUACGUCAACUCGAAGUACUACGAGGUGAUCCCCUUCAAUGCCAUCGUCAGGGAGAUGCUCGAGAAGGCCGGGGAAUGGGACGUCGCCUUCACGCAGUUUGAGGCCGACUUCCUGCCGGACAAGGACAUAAGACAGUUGACCAUGCUCCAACUCAAGAAGCUCUUCACGGACAACGAAUCGAAGGAUUCUCUUCCGACGACGGAGGGCAGCGCGUCGACGAUCGACACGGGGGACACGGACGAAAAAAUGGCUACGCAGCCAACGGAUUGGAGCAAUGCGAGCUUGGGCGGAAGCAGCGCCCCCUCGAGCAAGAGCGCCGAACAGGGCCAGGCGAAAGAAGACGACGUGGAGGUCGAGAAAACCUCGGCCGAGAGUACUUUGGAAAGGGUCGAGCCCCUGGACCUUGCUACGUCCGGUUCGCCGCCGAACAUUAGUCCGAGUCCCUUCGGACCGCCGGUCAAGGUCGAGGGGGUUGGUGACAAGGAAGGCCAAGGCAAAGCGGACGUGGCCGGCGAGGAGGCCUCGGCGGAUAGUCAAGCUCUCGUUCUCGCUUCCGCCGGCCGUCCCGUGGCCGAGGACGCUGCGGGUGCGGGUGCGGGGGAAAUGACCCUAUCCCAACGAAUCGAGCAACUACGGCGUCAGCACCUCCUGGAAGGCAGCAAGGAGUCAUCGCCUGCGCCUACACCUACACCUACACCGGGCCAGCAGCCGUCUCCCGCCCCCGAGACGCCAAGGCCGACGGUCCGUAGGGCGGGCCUAACCGUAUCACCGCCGAUGGUGCGGUCGGCGUCACAUCCUGUGAGGACUCUGCAAAAGCCGCACCCCAUCGACAAGGGCAUCGCGACCCGAAAUCUCAAGGCGGCGGGCCGUGAAGGCGGGGGCGAGGCUGCGGCGGCGGCGGUGGCGGUGGCAGAGGGGCCCCUCAGGGUGGAAAACAAGAGACUCUCGGAACGGCUCGGCCUCGGGGGCGGGAAAACGAAAACGCUGAGGAAAGCGCCGCCGCCGUCGUCUAUUCCCCGAUUAGUUCAGAAGAAGAAGGAGUCCAGGGUGUCGGCUAUCGCCAAGCACUUUGAACAGCUGAGUCGCGAGUUUGAGAAGGAGAGGAUGCGGGAGGAUCGCAAAAAGCGCGCCGCACGACAGCCUCGGGCCUUCCUCCCGCGAACGUCCACAAAUGCCAUUGUCGAGGUGUACGACGACGUGGACGAUGCUGUUCAAGAAGCAGGGCCGUCGGAUGACGAGCCCGCAGGCGUGGCAGCAGCGGCGGCAACACGCGGGACAGCGGGGGAAGAUGGCAGCAAGCUUGGGCCCCAUUCCCAGCCGCCAUCCGGGGCACAAACGGCUCCUGCGACGCCGGUGGCGGAGAUGCAGUCGCUGUCCCCGGAGGCCCAGGCAGCGGGCGAGCCGCUUACGGCCGUGGCAGAGGAGGAGGAGCAGGAGGAGGAGGUGCCAACGCAAACAGGGGCCGAGGGCGAGGGCGAGGGCGAGGGCGAGGCGGACGACGCGGGCACGGUCAACACCAGCCAGGGAAUCUUGUCUGACAACGAAGGCGGGGCGAGCGACCACGACGAUAUCCUGGAGGGCAUAUUACCGGACGCCGGGGAGCUGGCGGAUGCUCUGGAACCGAGCGGGGAGAUGGCACUGGACCUGGCCAAGCACCAGAAGAGGAGCUUGAUGAAGUUCCUGAGCAACUUUUGGGCCGAGCGUUCGGCGAGCUGCUGGCCCCUUCUCGACUACCCGGGGAAUCCCGGCGACCACAUCUUCAUCGACUCGGACGUGAUCGUGCGAGAGGACGAGCCCAGCUCGGUGAUUGCGUUUGCGCUGAACUCGGGCGACUACCAGUCCAAGCUGGCGGAGAUCCGACGGCAGUGGCAGAUUACGAUCCAGAAGAACCUAGAGGCGAACCACAACAACCACGCGGGGGGCGCUGGCGCUGGGGCUGGCGCUGGGGCAGCGAGCGACUCGAACAAGUCGGACACGGACACGGGGACGGGGACGGGGACGGGGACGGGGACGGGCGGGGAGCCGACGGUGGACGAGGCGGAGCUGGAGAAGAGCCUGCUGCGGUCGACGGGGACGCACCUCAAGUGCCAGUUCAAGGAAGGGACGGCGACGAUGCUGUGCAAGAUCUUUUUCGCGGAGCAGUUCGACGCGCUGCGGCGCAAGUGCGGGGCGGCGGACCGGAUCAUCGAGUCGCUGUCGCGGUGCCUCAAGUGGGACUCCAAGGGCGGGAAGACCAAGUCGGUGUUCCUCAAGACGCUGGACGACCGGCUGGUGCUCAAGGCGCUGUCGCCGGUGGAGACGUCGGCGUUUGUGCGGUUCGCGCCGGCGUACUUUGGGAUCAUGGCCGAGGCGCUGUUCCACGACCUGCCGUCGGUGAUUGCGAAGAUGCUGGGGUUCUUCCAGAUCAUCAUCAAGAACCCGGCGACGGGGGUGGAGAUGAAGCUGGACCUGCUGCUGAUGGAGAAUUUGUUCUACGACCGGUCGCCGAGCCGCAUCUUCGACCUCAAGGGGUCGAUGCGGAACCGGCGGAUCCAGUCGACGGGGGAGCAGAACGAGGUGCUGCUGGACGAGAACAUGGUGGAGUUCAUCUACGAGUCGCCGCUGUUCGCGCGGGAGCACUCGAAGAAGCUGCUGCGGGCGUCGGUGUGGAACGACACGCUGUUCCUGGCGCGGCAGAACGUGAUGGACUACUCGCUGAUGGUGGCGGUGGACGAGGGGCGGAGGGAGCUGGUGGUGGGGAUCAUCGACUGCAUCCGCACGUAUACGUGGGAUAAGAAGCUGGAGAGCUGGAUUAAGGAUAGGGGGUUCGCGGGCGGGGGCCGGAACCGACCGACUGUGACGAGUCCGAAGGAGUAUAAGAGUCGGUUCCGGGAGGCCAUGGCGAGGUACAUCCUCCAAUCGCCUAAUUGCUGGCAUCAGUUCCCUUCUCCUCACAUGUCCAACUCGUCUCGGCUACGAAUGGAAGAGGAGUAGAGAGAGACGACUCGAGGCCUUUGUGAAAGACGGAGGAAUGGCCUACAUUUUCAGGGGAGCGGAUAGGAUAUUACAACUAAUCAAGAUUAACUGGACUCGGGGGGAAGGCAACAAAGCUUUCUUGUGUAAUGCUAUAGAGCGGGAGUAUUAUAUUAUAUAUAUAUAGCUGGACAGCACGGUGUAGUUUGGUGUAACGGUUGCUUAACUUCUUAUGCCGAAACAGAUGGCAUCCUGGGUUAUUCUUGGGUUAUUCGGCCCUACGCUGCCGGCUCUGCCGAAUUCUAUAUAAUCAAAAAGAGUCGUGAUGGGUUGCAUA
Messenger RNA from Sodiomyces alkalinus F11, 8311 nucleotides. RefSeq lists its product as hypothetical. Lineage: Eukaryota; Fungi; Ascomycota; Sordariomycetes; Glomerellales; Plectosphaerellaceae. The record is from RefSeq and is a predicted model, not a curated record. Gene Ontology annotation, biological process: phosphatidylinositol phosphate biosynthetic process. The transcript has 2 exons. Gene Ontology annotation, cellular component: endosome membrane; fungal-type vacuole membrane. The coding region runs from base 415 to 7995 and encodes 2526 amino acids. Gene Ontology annotation, molecular function: ATP binding; metal ion binding; 1-phosphatidylinositol-3-phosphate 5-kinase activity.